AUGUGGACCUUCCUGGGAAUAGCGAGCUUCACGUACCUUUAUAAAAAGUCCGACUCAGUCUUGACUUUGGCUCCCAAAGAGCUUGCGAUGGCCGCAGCAUUGUUACUUACAGUCGGGCUGCUGCUCUCAUAUAUCAGGUAUUUUCAUGACCAGAAGCUCAGAGUCUCUCAGGUGCUUCAUUUGCCCCUGAGCCUCUUCUCUUUUUUACCUGUCAUCAACCAAUUCAUCCCUCAAACUUCAGCACAGAGCAGCGAGAAGGCAGGGAACCACUGUGAAAAGAGUCGCAGAACGAGGAAAAGAGUGGAAAUGAAGUCCUCUGCCUCACAGAGCGCCUCAGCCUGUGGCCCCUCAGAGGCCCCGGAGCCAGACGUGGUGAUAGUCGGGGCCGGGGUCCUGGGCUCGGCUAUGGCUACCGUCCUGGCCCGGGACGGGAGGAGGGUGACGGUGGUGGAGAGGGACCUGAAGGAGCCUGACAGGAUAGUGGGGGAGCUGCUGCAGCCUGGAGGAUUCAGAGCGCUCAAAGAGCUGGGACUGGAGGGUUCAGUGGAGGGUCUGGAUGCCCAUCUGGUCAACGGCUAUGUGAUCCAUGACAUGGAGAGCAGCACAGAGGUGGAGAUCCCCUACCCCCAGGCGGAGGAAAGCAUCCAGUGUGGACGCGCUUUCCAUCACGGUCGAUUCAUCAUGGGCCUGAGGAGAGCUGCGCUGGCCGAGCCAAAUGUCACAUUCAUAGAAGGCACGGUGACCAGUUUGCAGGAAGACGACGGCUGUGUAACCGGAAUCCAGUAUAAGGAUAAAGAAACCGGAGACAUCAAGGAAAUUCACGCAUCGCUGACUGUUGUGGCCGAUGGCUGUUUCUCCAAGUUCAGAAAGAGUCUGGUGCCUGGGAAAGCUCACACGUCCUCUCACUUUGUCGGCUGCCUUAUGAAGAACUGUCCCCAGUUUAAAGCCAACCACGCUGAGCUGGUGCUGGCCAACCCGAGCCCGGUUCUAAUCUACCAGAUCUCCUCCUCAGACACCAGAGUACUCGUGGACAUCAGGGGGGAGAUGCCUCGAAACCUCUCCCAGUACAUGGCUGAGAAGAUAUACCCACAGCUACCAGAGCAUUUAAAGGAGCCUUUCAUGGUGGCACUGCAGAACGAUCGACUCAGGUCCAUGCCCGCCAGCUUCCUCCCUCCCUCGCCUGUCAACAAGCCAGGCGUCCUUCUGCUGGGUGAUGCUUACAACAUGAGGCAUCCUCUGACGGGAGGAGGGAUGAGUGUCGCUCUCAAUGACGUUCGCAUCUGGAGGAGCCUGCUCAAGAACAUCCCGGAUCUGUACGACGACAGGGCCAUGCUGCAGGCAAAGAAAAAAUUCCACUGGGAACGCAAGUCAUCACAUUCUUUCGUGGUGAAUGUGUUGGCCCAGGCUCUGUAUGAGCUGUUUGCAGCCACCGACAGUUCUCUUCAUGAGCUGAGAAAAGCCUGCUUCCAGUACUUCAAGCUUGGUGGAGAGUGUAUUACCGGGCCUAUCGGACUCCUCUCAGUGUUGACACCCAAACCCAUGACCCUCAUUGGACACUUUGUCGCCGUGGCACUGUACGCAAUCUACUUCAACUUCAAGUCUGAGUCGUGGAGUACCAAACCUCGAGCUUUAUUGAAGAGCGGAGCCAUCCUGUACCGAGCCUGUACAGUCAUGUUACCGCUCGUCUACUCUGAACUCAAGUACCUGGUGUACUGAGGAGCAGUACAUGUGGACACAGGAAGACCAAACUCAUUGUAAGGUCUCACUAGACCGACGGCUUAAUUUUAAGCAAAACAAAACUUGCAAAAAGCUGGUAUUUGUCAGUAGUUUCUAUGUUUGCCUUCAUGCUGAAAAGGUACUGUUGCCUUCUUAAAUCGGGAUUUUACAAUUGAGGGUUUUCUACAGUUUGCCUCUGCCUUGCUGAACAUGUCAUUGUCUGAAUGUCCUACUUGUUUUAAUUUGGACAUAUUAUGCAACGAUGCCUUGGUGUAGCCUCGUUUGUGCUCACCCACACAGUCUGGCCUAUAUGCUGGAGGAUUACAACAUACAGUGUACCAACUCACAGCCCGAAUUACACUGAAAAUUCAAUCCUGUGGAAUUAUUCCUGCCAAACAGAGCUGCUAUGUGAAACAUGGCAUCUGAAUUUUGUAAUAAUAAUUUUGCAGUCGAGCCACUUUUGUGCUGUACAUUUUCCCGUCGAUGUGCUUUGGACUGUAUUUACCAGGGGAAUUGGUUUAAAUCUGAAGCGCCGAUGAUGCAAUGUCAUAAAACAACAAGCUGUCUGAAUUAUUAGCAUAUUGUGUAUUUUAAUACAGACGUCCAGUCUACUUUCAACCUGAUUUUGUCGAGGAAAAGGUCUGCAGUACUUUUUUUGUUGAAGUCCCGCUCAUUCUUUCCUGUAAUGAUCACUUCCUGCCCUCCUGAUAUUGUUGCUCUGUUCGUAUAGUGAUAAGGGACAUUUUGGUUCCUCCAGCCAGUCUGAAACAUGCUGACCGUGCAGCUGACAAAAGUAUAAUCACAGCACUCGGGAAUGAUCCCAGCACUCUUUUAGUCCUGCUGGAUGUCAGUAAGGAGCUGAUGCAGCAUGUUGCCUGGGGGAAGUGUGGGUUUGACUGUGAUAGAAGGACUGAUCAUAUGAGGACCAAGUCAGUAGAUGACGCUCAUGGGUUGAGCUGACACAGACAAGAGCUCCUGACCUGUAAUCCACCACACUGUUGUGUUUAC
Molecule: messenger RNA, 2724 nt
Organism: Chelmon rostratus (copperband butterflyfish)
Lineage: Eukaryota; Metazoa; Chordata; Actinopteri; Chaetodontiformes; Chaetodontidae
Gene: sqlea
Product: squalene epoxidase a
Exons: 11
Coding region: 1-1716 (571 amino acids)
Biological process (GO): sterol biosynthetic process; cholesterol metabolic process
Cellular component (GO): endoplasmic reticulum; membrane
Molecular function (GO): flavin adenine dinucleotide binding; squalene monooxygenase activity
Source: RefSeq, a predicted model, not a curated record